ACAGCGAUGUUGAGAAGAACAUUAGCCACAAACGCCCCGAACCACCAGUUUAAUGUAUUUGACCGAGUGGCCAAACUUGCACAACGGAGCCGGUUUCCCAAAAUCAACCCCCAGGAAUCCAAAAAAGUUGAGUACCUUCGAGAUGAGGUGGCCACCAAGACCAUCGAGAGACUAGCAUUUAUCACCAGAGACUUGACAAAUACCCUUGACUUCGGGUCCAAUGGCGGCAACUUGUUGAAGAAUCUCUGUAUCCCCACUGUCAUCCCGCCCGAUGCCUCCACAGAGAUGAGCCAGCAUUUGACCCAACUCAAUAAAGACAAACUCACCAUACGCAACCGGAUUUCCAAUUACACAAUGUUCGAUUCCUCCCAGGAAAUUCUCCACCGGGACGUCCAUGAGUCGUAUUGGGAUGCAUUUGCUGGCACCACCGAUCGGGUGGUGGGAGAUGAAGAGAAAUUCAACCAUCCGGUGUUGAAGUCCGACUACUUUGACUCGGUGAUCUCAAACCUUUCUUUGCAUUGGAUCAAUGACUUACCAGGAACCUUGGCCAACAUCAACCGGGUGUUGAAGCCAGACGGGUUGUUUUUGGGAACGCUUUUUGGGGGUGACACUCUCUAUGAGUUGAGGACGGCGUUGCAAUUGGCAGAAUUGGAGAGAAAAGGAGGUCUUUCUCCCCGUGUAAGUCCUCUAGUGGAACUCAACGACGUGGGGACGUUAUUGAACCGAGCCGGGUUCAACAUGCUCACGAUUGACACCGAGGAAAUUGUGGUGGGUGGGUUUCCUGAUAUUGUGUCGGUAUGUAAUGAUUUGCAACUCAUGGGAGAACAAAACGCUGUGUUGAGUCGGUCGGGAUAUUUGGAUAGAGAUCUUUUACUUGCGGCCAACGAGAUUUACAAGGCGUUACAUGGAGAGAAAGGCCCCGAUGGAACUGUGACUUUGCCAGUUACUUUCAGUGUGAUUUUCAUGAUUGGGUGGAAGAAGAGUGAAAACCAGCCCCAACCGUUGCCCAGAGGCAGUGGCCAGGUGAACUUGAAGGACAUAUUAUAGAAUUUCUUCCGGCCUUCACCGACUUGUAAUGAAUAUCAUAGAUUUCAUAGUCUGCAUCUUGUAUAUAUAAAUAUAACUUCAGUCAAUUUUCCGGCUUCAUCUACCGCGAAGUGGGCCUAGUUCGGGACGACCUUCGACCUCCCACCUGAGUAUAUUGAAAACUGUCAAUUUUUGGCUGCUUCUGCUAGUAAUUCAACCCACUGGUAUGAUCCAGUUUCUUCUACCUAUCUAAUUUGCACCUGUCUCGAUCACAUAUUAUUGAUAUCUUAUCAAACAGCCCCGUAUUCUU
Messenger RNA from Yamadazyma tenuis ATCC 10573, 1336 nucleotides. RefSeq lists its product as uncharacterized. NCBI's taxonomy places the organism in Eukaryota, Fungi, Ascomycota, Pichiomycetes, Serinales, Debaryomycetaceae. Gene Ontology annotation, biological process: mitochondrial respiratory chain complex I assembly. The record is from RefSeq and is a predicted model, not a curated record. Gene Ontology annotation, cellular component: mitochondrion.